Molecule: messenger RNA, 2060 nt
Organism: Cyprinodon variegatus (sheepshead minnow)
Lineage: Eukaryota; Metazoa; Chordata; Actinopteri; Cyprinodontiformes; Cyprinodontidae
Product: E3 ubiquitin-protein ligase MARCH2-like
Exons: 5
Coding region: 379-1125 (248 amino acids)
Biological process (GO): protein ubiquitination
Molecular function (GO): zinc ion binding; ubiquitin-protein transferase activity
Source: RefSeq, a predicted model, not a curated record
GCUGAGGGAUGCCGAGACUUGCCUGUUGCUAGCCAGCUAGCCCCGUUAGCUGUGUCUAGCGAUUCUGGCUGAAACGGAUGGAUUUUAAUCCGCUUUUCCUGAACGACUCCAACUGAGUUACCCAAACAACCCGACAUGGGGAGGAUACAAUGUGUAUGGUGGUCCUCUGUAUCCCCUCGUACCGUCAACCUUUGCCUUAGCUUUAGUGUCAUAAAUCGUAGCUAGGCUGUUCAGUUAUCUGAAGGCCAAGCGAAGAAAAGGCAGGCCGUCACUGGGUGGAUCAGAGAAGAUUGAGGCGUCACAUCUUGCACAUCUACUUUGGGAUCAGCCACCGUCGCCUCUGCCAGUAUUUUCAACUCCUUCCACCCCAGAUGAGCCAUGUCUUCGUCAGGGUGCUGCCAGCUCCCCGGCUCCCUUUGCGAUUAUUCUGGGAACACUGAGACUAAUGCCUCUAAGGAUUCAGAGGAGUCUGAUUCUACUACACAGGCCCAGUACGUUGCCAAGGUUACGGCUAAAGAUGGCCGCCCACUUUCCACUGUUGUCAAAGCUGUGAGCUUGCAGAGCGAUGUGGGGAUGUGUCGAAUUUGUCAUGAGGGAGCUGGAGGGGAGACGCUGCUCUCACCCUGCGACUGCACUGGUACUCUGGGAAAAGUGCACAAGAGCUGCCUAGAAAAGUGGCUGUCCUCCUCUAACACCAGCUACUGUGAACUUUGUCACACAGAGUUCACCAUCGAACGGAGGCCACAGCCACUGACACAGUGGCUGAAGGACCCCGGGCCUCGCAGUGAGAAGCGCACCCUGCUGUGUGACAUGGCCUGCUUCCUUCUCAUCACACCCCUGGCGGCUAUCUCAGGGUGGUUGUGUCUCAGAGGGGCCCAGGACCAUCUGCAGCUGAAAAGCCGACUUGAAGCUGUUGGGCUUAUCGCUCUGACCAUCGCCCUCUUCACCAUCUACAUCCUCUGGACACUGGUGUCAUUUCGGUAUCACUGUCAGCUUUAUUCGGAGUGGAGGAGGACCAAUCAGAAAGUGCGCCUGCUCAUGCCCGACAUGAAGGGGGCGCACACCACCCAGCGUUCGGUGCCGACCAAGUCGACCAAGAAAAUGACUGACGAAACCAUUGUAUGAGUGCAGAGCGUCGGCUGGGAGGGGGGAGAUAAUGCAAAUCAAGCCCACACAAGCACUCUCUAAAAACAAGUUUAAUCAUAGUAAUAUUGAACUUUUGCACUUCAUAUUGACGAUCCUGAAGGGAAAGAGCUGCUUUCUCCUCAUGAUUUUUUUGUUAAAGCGCUUGAUUUUAAAAAAACAAAACAAAAAAAAAAAAGACGACUUAAUAUUGGCUGACCACAAAAGUGGAUUUGGAAAGAACAGAUUUCAGAGUCAUGUCAGGUAAAACUGUGUAUCCACCAGUACUAGGAUGUGAAGAAAUUGACACAAAGAAUGGACUAACCAGCCUGAAUUUUUAUGUAAGUGGCAGAAACUUAUGAAAUACUAAGACACAAGCUAAUGUAGCAGGAUAUAACUGAUCAGCAUGCUACUACAGUAUAAUAAGAGACGUAUUCACUACCUAUAAUUCCCUUAUAAUGCCCCUGCACAAUGUAUUUAACUGGUUUUGAACCGUGGACGAACAGUAGUCUGCAAGGAUGGGGAUCUAAGCAAAGAAGAUUGACAAAGUCUAGCUGUGAAUACUCCUUUUUUGUUUUGUUUGUUUGACAAGUAGAGGACAACUGUCCCCCGUCUACAAUCUUAAGCAUUAACUUUCCAGGUAAAGGUUUUACGCUACGGUUUCUUUAGAAAACAUUAAAUCGUGUCCCUCCUUGGUCAUUAAAGGGAGCCACAGUGCAUUUGUCACACGCUUCAAGAGGGGAUACCAGAACUUGUAUUUUGUGAAAUAACACUAAAUGACCCAUGAAAAAUUAUUGAAGGCAUGAUAAGGUGUUUAUACUCUAAUUGGAUGAUGUCUCUUCUAUUGUCAUUAGGAAAUAGACUCACUCCACAUGUAAAUGCAUCACUCAUGAACUGAGCGGCCUAGCAAUUAUCCAUGGUAGUAUCUUCAAAGCUAC